Molecule: messenger RNA, 682 nt
Organism: Amoebophrya sp. A120
Lineage: Eukaryota; Dinophyceae; Syndiniales; Amoebophryaceae
Source: the annotation of a GenBank genome assembly
AUGUGCAAAGAAUUUCUUCCGAAUUUCUACCAGUAUCUGACGAAGCAGGGGGCAUAUUAUUUGUUGAAUGAGGAAGACGACAAGACAUUUCGGUACAAACAAAAUUUCGGGGAGAUGGGGCAAGUGGAAAACAUGGAUGACGUCGUGUCCGGUUCAUCUAAGAAAAUCGAGAUCCACGUCAUGUCACACUGGCGAGAAGCAAAGAAAGGGAUACAAGCACAGCGUGAACGUCUACUCGGGGCAACAGCUGCAGUAGCUGGACGGGAAGAAAGAGGAGAACAAGCACAAUCAGCACAUUCCGAUUCGUUCAAAACCGACGUGUUUAAAAAAUUGAUGAGAAAUAACGUCGAGCUGAAUAUCCCGUUCGCGGAAGUGCUUUCUUUCGGCGAUGGUGAGGACGAAAAGGAGGCUAUGCGGGAACUGGAGAAAGUCGUAAGGCUGGAACAUCAAGGCGAGCGCCAGGCAAAGCAAGUGCAAGAGCAAGGAACGAUGAAGAUGAACGACGCGGCCGCUCUUACUACAUACUCCGACUUCAUCUCAUCAAGCGGAGCAGGAGCUGCAUUUACGGGAGGUCUGGGUCUCCUUGCGCCGGAACGUCAGCAUGUCUUCGCGCCCCCUUCUAUCUCGUCUGAGCGACAUGCGGAACAUGAGCUGCGCGGCCCCAGCGUUCGCGGGUUGUCUC